Messenger RNA from Saccharomyces mikatae IFO 1815, 1578 nucleotides. It is a transcript of the gene VTS1, whose product is annotated as Vts1p. Gene Ontology annotation, molecular function: mRNA binding; translation repressor activity; protein binding. Bases 1 to 1578 code for a protein of 525 amino acids. Lineage: Eukaryota; Fungi; Ascomycota; Saccharomycetes; Saccharomycetales; Saccharomycetaceae. The transcript has a single exon. Gene Ontology annotation, cellular component: P-body. The record is from RefSeq and is a predicted model, not a curated record. Gene Ontology annotation, biological process: nuclear-transcribed mRNA poly(A) tail shortening; regulation of mRNA stability.
AUGAAACAUCCGUACGAGGAAUUCCCUACAGGAUCCAAGUCGCCAUAUAAUAUAUCUAGAGGAGCUCAUCCUGGCGCUGUUUUACUUUCGCCACAAUCAUCUGCUAUAAAUAGCAAUAAUCCAGGUAGUAGUAAUAAACAUAACCAGGGCAAUUCAUCUGUGGCCACGAACGUUUUGUCUCCUCAAUCCCACAGCAUGUCACUUAAUGACAUGCUUGAUCAGCAACCCUUCAUGCUAGAAUCCACAGGGAAUAGGGCUCAGCCGCUCCAGCAGCAGCAGCAACAGCAGCAACAGCAGCAGCAGGCGUCAUUACCUUCCCUUAAUAUUCAACCAAUAUCGUCCACAGCAGCUGGUUCUGCUAUCGUUUCCCCCAUGAUGCAAUCUCCAAAAGCAUUGGAAUCUACUUUAUCUUCAACUUCAAUGUAUCUGGAUUCUUUUCAGAGGUCUUCGAAUAAUAUCUUAAGCCUUCCAUCGCAAAGUGGUUCAAUUCCCUUGCCGCAAUCACGUCAACCACAACAGCAGUCUCAACCGUCAUCCCAAAAAAAUGAUUCCAAUAUGGGUAUCAAUUUUAGUCAAGACAUUAACCAGUUAUGUUCUUGGAUAUCAAUGCUGAAUAGUAGCCAACAGAAUACUGUAAUGGAUAAUAUACUUUCCAUCUUGAAUGAUGAUGUUUUGAAAUAUACGAAAUUAAAAUUGGACACUUUAACAAACACUUCUUUUAUCUCGCCAUCCCUACCUGCAAUAGCAUCACCUAUACCUAAUAGAGAUGACACUGAGAUUUUGAAUAUUGAUUCUGUUUUUUCUUCUAGUCCUGUUGCCAAUGACCCUGAAAGUUCCGAUAAUUUACUGUAUCAAAAUUGGUCGCCUCAGCCACAUUCAAUACCGGUCACCCAACCCAUUUAUGAUAACAUCACCGACCCCAGUCAAAGGUCUAAGUCAGCUGAACCCCAUGCUAACUCCAGCCCAAAUCUCAUUUCCGUUCAGAAACAAUUCAACAAUGGUAACAAUACAAAAUACAAAAAGUUACCAUCAGACAGUCCCAACUAUCUCUCCUACUCGCUUUCAACUUCCCAUUCUUUUUUCCAACCAAAGCAAAGAUCGAACAUGGGAAAUGAAUAUAACUCUCAUCAUCAUCAUUCAUUGCAUCACCCUCUGCAUAACACAACCUCAUAUUUUUCCAAUACUCCAAAACCAUCCGGAAGUGAAUUGAAUAAGUCAAAUCAAAACGUAUUCAAUAUUACCAGUACACAUCCUAAGAACGGUGCGACAAGUAUCACCUCAACAUCCACAUCAUCCAACGGAAACACACCUCUAUCGAGUAAUUCUUCAAUGAAUCCAAAGAGUUUGACAGAUCCCAAGCUUUUAAAAAAUAUACCAAUGUGGUUGAAGUCAUUAAGACUACAUAAAUACUCGGAUGCUUUAAGUGGAACUCCAUGGAUUGAAUUGAUCUACUUAAAUGACGAGACUUUAGAAAAGAAAGGUGUUCUCGCAUUGGGUGCAAGGAGAAAAUUAUUAAAGGCUUUCGGAAUCGUUAUUGAUUACAAAGAACGUGAUUUAAUUGAUAGAACUGCUUAUUAA